Toxotes jaculatrix (banded archerfish) is the source of this 4345-nucleotide messenger RNA. RefSeq names its product laminin subunit beta-3. Bases 164 to 3697 code for a protein of 1177 amino acids. The record is from RefSeq and is a predicted model, not a curated record. The transcript is spliced from 21 exons. NCBI's taxonomy places the organism in Eukaryota, Metazoa, Chordata, Actinopteri, Toxotidae. Gene Ontology annotation, cellular component: basement membrane. Gene Ontology annotation, biological process: axon guidance.
AUAUUACAAACAUAUUAUCACAUAUCUCCAAAUCUUUAUUGCUCACUCUGUGACUCAGGUGCUGGACACAGGAAGAAUUAGAUUUUCUUUAAAGGAUUCCUUCCUUAAACUUUGAGCUCUGCCCAAAUGUCUUGAUUGUGAACUGAGUCACUGACGCUUAUUGAUGACUGAUAUUGGUAAUAUUCUUACAGCACACUGUAAUAUAGCAUUUCUUCUCCUUACAGCCGUAGCUGCAGUAUCACAGGCCCAGACUGACUGCUCGCGGGGGGCUUGUUACCCACCCAGCAAUGACCUGCUUGUGGGCAGGGUUCAGCAGCUCCAGGCCUCCUCCACCUGCGGCCUCACAGGCUCCGAGGUCUUCUGCACCCCAUACCAACUGAGGAAGAUGAAGUGCUGUCCAUGUGACUCCAGGAACCCAAAUGGUCAGCUGGCCCACACUAUCCAAGAGGUCCUGUCGACUUCUAGACCUGAUCGAUGGUGGCAGUCCAGGAAAGACGUGAGUCCAGUCACUCUCCAGCUGAACCUGGAAAACCUGUUCCAGCUUGACAACCUGAUUCUCCGCUUUAAGGGUCCUCGUCCCAGUGCUUUUGUGAUAGAGAAGACACUGGACAACGGCAGGACAUGGCAGCCCGCCCUCUACUUGGCUACAGACUGUCAAAAAGCUUUUCCUGGCGUCUCCACCUCCACACCUCUCACUCUUGAUGAGACAUACUGCUACACACUGCCCCCUACUGGAUCCAACCCGUACCAAGAUCACAACAUCGAGUUCAGUCCUUUGCGUCAGUAUGCCUACGUCCCAGCUCCCAACAGUCAAAAAAUUGAAGAUGCGUCUGGGUUAACGGGGCUGAGGGUGAGGCUGACUGAGCUGGGCGAUGUGCCGCGUCUUCCGGGCAGAGCUCUCAGUAGGUUUUAUGCCCUGAAGGAGAUGAGGGUGAUGGGCAGCUGCAUGUGCCACGGACACGCCAACCGAUGCCUGCCGGAAACCUACAACAACCCACUGUCAAACAAAGUGAACCCUCAGUGUGACUGCCAGCAUAACACAGCAGGUGUGAACUGUGAGCGCUGUGCUGAUCUCUACAACGAUCUGCCCUGGAGACCUGCAGAGGAGGGCAACACUCAUACCUGCCAACGCUGUGAAUGCAACAACCAUGCACAGAGCUGUCGUUUUGACCCGGCGGUGUACGAGGCCAGCGGGCGGAGGAGCGGAGGUGUGUGUGAGGGUUGUCUGCACCACACCACGGGGCCAAAGUGUGACCAGUGUGCCCCAGGCUACCAACCAAACCCCCGCAGCCGAAUGGACCGUCCUGAUGCCUGCAUACGCUGUGUCUGCAGCGCCGAGGGCACAGUGAACGGGGGCCGGUGUGACGACAGCACAGGCUCCUGUCAGUGUAAAGUGAAUGUCGAAGGCCCCCGCUGUGACCGAUGUAAGAGGGGAUACUACGGCCUGAGUGACUCCAACCCCCUGGGCUGCACCAAGUGUUCUUGUUCUCCAGACGGGUCGCUGUCAAAUGUCUGUGACCCAGUCACCGGCCAGUGUCCCUGUCGCCCCCACUUCCACGGCCUGACCUGUGAAGUGUGUUCAAAAGGCUACUGGGAACCAUUCCAGUCAGGACGCUGCGAGUCCUGCGGCUGUGACCCCAGCAGGUCUUACAGUGAUACCUGUGACCAGGUGACAGGUCAGUGUCAGUGCAGACCAGGUUUUGGAGGCCGAACAUGUACCGAGUGCCCAGAGAACUCCUACGGAGACCCUCUUGUAGGCUGUCGACCUUGUCAGUGUGAUACUGAAGGAACCUUUCCAGAGGUUUGUGACAAGCAGACAGGAGCCUGUUUGUGUCGGCCGGGCAUCACGGGCACUCGCUGUGACUCCUGCGGCCGAGGCCACUGCGACUCCUUCCCUGCCUGCGAUAUGUGUCCUUCCUGCUUUUUUACCCUGGACGCACAGAGACAGAACCUCAGCAUGGCUCUGGAGAGGCUCUACCCCCGCUUCCCUUCUCGUCCUGGAGGUGCUGGUGAUCUUGGAAAAUUCCGGCUUCAAAUUGUGGCCCUGGAGGCCAGCCUAAACCAAAUCCAGGACUCCAUCUCACUUCCACCAAGUAUUACCAGACAGGUUGAUAAUGUUCUGUCCCAGCUCGACAACCUAAGGGACCAGGUGGACAAGGUUAAUGACAACCUUUCACCCUUGGAAAGAACUCCUGGUCUGGACUCAGAGCUGGACAAACUGAAGGCUCUGCUGAACGGUCUUACUGUGUUGUACAAAGCCAAGAAAGAUGCCAUGGACAACUCCAUCAGUCCCAACAAUGCAGGAGCGUUUUCCACUAUCAAGAACGCCUACAAGGAGUCGACGGACGCGGCCAACAAAGUAGAUGCCAGCAGAGACACGGUGCAGGAGUCAGCUGACACCAGAAAAGAGGCUAUGGAUCUUCAGAAUCAAGUACAGCCAGCCAACACCAGAGAUCUGGACAAAUUGAACCAGAACAUGGCUUCCCGACCUGACCUCACUCCUGUUGCCAAACAGGUGUGUGGCAGUGUUCGCUCAGAGCCCUGCACCCCUCUCCACUGUGAGGGUGGAGAGUUGUGUCCACUGGAAGGAACCCCAACUUGUGAAAAGGAGGGCAAGUGUGUGGGCGCCCUGCCUCUGAGCAAGAGGGCGGACGCUGAUUCUAAGGACGUGAAGGAUGGACUGGACAAGCUCGCUGGGAAGAUCACAGAGGCUGCGGAGAAGCUCCAGGAAACACAGGAGACAACCAAUCAGGUGAGACAGACUGCAGAGAAGCUGUCCAAUAAAAUAACGCAGACCAGAGAUGAGCUGGAGGCAGACCUAAAAGAGACACGUGAUGUUGUGAAAGAGCUCAAAGACUUCCUGUCAGACCCAACUUCAAACUCGACCCACAUCCAGGAGGUGAGUGACUGGAUCCUGAACGCCAAGCUGCCUGUCAGCCUUCCCGCUCUGAAGGAAAAGCUGAAGGAGCUGAAGGAUCUAGCAGCCAACCUACCAGACAGCACAGCCGUGCUGAAGGAGGCCGAGCCGCAGCUGGAUAAGGCCAGGAAACUGCUGGAGGAGGCCCAGAUCGCCAGGGAUACAGCACUGGGAGUAAAGGCUGACGUGGACGGGCUGCUGGCAGGCUUUGACUCGGUGGAGGACUCCCUCACUGAGAUGGAGGGCAAACUGCGGAACAGCACAGAGCUCCUAGACAACCUGACAGACAGCCUGACUGCGGCCAAGGACCAGCUGACCCCAGCAGAGAAGGCUCUGAACGAUGUAUCAGCACUGAAACAGCCAAUAAAAGACCAACUGGAGCAGCUCAAACGCCUGCUGCAGAGCGGAGACCAGCAGGCACAAGAUGCUGAGGAAAAUGCAGACAAGGCUGAGACUGAAGCAGCUGCUGCAGAUGAGGACCUAAUGUCUUUGGAGGAGCAGCUGGAUCGUCUUAAGGAUCUGGCUGCGGCCAGCGGGCCUGGUGGAGGGUCGGGGCAGGUGGCCGAUCGAUUGGCCAAGCUGCAGCAGGGUGCCAGAGCUCUGGCCAACACCACUGAGAACAUGAUGAAUGCUCUGGAAGGUAAGGCAGAUUCCCUGAGGCAGCUUCAGGAUGAGAUCCUCCAGAAGUCAACGAAGCUCGAAGGACUCGACGCCCGGCUUAAAGAGAUUUUGUCAGAACUUCGAAGGAAAGCCUAUGUCCACGCCACCUGCCAGGGCUGAAAGUUACCGAGCUGCCCUGAAAGCAGCAUCUGCAGCUGCUGUCACUACACCAGGCUUCAUACCAGUUCCACGCUGUUCACACCUUCCUAAUUCUGGACCACUGCUAUAACACUUCUCUAAAACACUUUCACCUCAUCUCUGGCAGUUGUCAAAGAAUUGUGGGAAAUGCAGGAAAACACUGAAUGGGGCUAAAGUGAAUAGGAGGGUUCAGGGAGAUGUAAACAACUAAUUUUCUACAAAAUAACUCCUUUAAUACAGUGAGCAUUAAAGAUCAAUGUAAGGUGUAAGUGUGUGUGUGUGCGCGUGUGUGUAUGCGUGUGUCUUAAUGUGUAAAUACCUUCUGAAAGACAAAAUAUAUUUGGUCAAAAUAUUGUGAUGUUUGAGUUUGUAGAUAUCAUUUGAACCACCUUAUUAAUACAUUUUAUUAAAACAAAAAAAAAAAAAAGCCACAGCUGCUGACUUUUUGGCAGCUCUUGCACUGCCAAAGCAACACAAACUAUUUAUUUGUCAUCAGUAAUACACUUCACUGUGAACAUUGCACCACAGUUGUAUUUUUCAUAACUUUUUUUCUGCAUUGUAUCUGUUGUUUGAGCACAGUAUUUCAAUAAUAAAAGUGUUUUAAUACUUUGAUUUGUGUCUUAAAGCUUC